Molecule: messenger RNA, 1581 nt
Organism: Nematocida minor
Lineage: Eukaryota; Fungi; Microsporidia
Exons: 1
Coding region: 1-1581 (526 amino acids)
Source: RefSeq, a predicted model, not a curated record
AUGAAAGCAACCAUUGGGAUAUGCAUGGUAGGACUGCUGUGCACCGUAGGAUACAUAACUAUGACCCACAGGGCACAGACAAGCAGGAUACUCCUCGAAGUAGCAUCGGAUCUGAACGCAGUAAAAGCAAAAAUAAGCCAUCUUUUGAAAAGCGGGAAAGUAAAGAGCGAGAAAGUGGAGAAGGCUCUGGCUGGGGACCUGAAGAACAUCGAAAGAAAGAUGGAGAAGAUAAAAGACAGCACAAACCUAAAACAAGAAAUAGACGAAAAAACAGAAGUGUCUGCAGAGCCGCAAAAGACCCCCAAGGCGCUUCCAGCAUCUUCCAUCUUGGAGAGCACAAAAAGCAAAACAGGCCCAGGGUCUAUUGCAGAUACAGCCCUGCUCUCAAACAGCAUCGUAGAUCACAUCAUAGAGAGCUACCUGAAAGGAGCUCUUCCAAUGGAAACAAUCACCAAGGCAAUCAUUGAAAGGCCCGAGCUGCUUUCUCUUGUCCCAAAGCUCCUUGGAACAGAAAAAGUGAAGAAAGAAGAGCCAACUGUCGUAAGAGCAUCCGAGAUACCGACCACACUCAUGAAGAAUAUCAUAGAAGAGCAGCAAGAGAGCAUCAUGGGCGCAAGGUACACACCAUCUCCUAGGAGUAGACUAAACUCAUUCAUGCGCCUCAAGGCGUUUGCUGCACAGCCCAGUCCACAGACUCACUAUAUGAACUACGCUCCCGUGCGAACAGAAACAGAAGAGAAGAAGAGAGAGGAUGCAGGAGCACAGAAAAUGCACGAGUACAUGCACACACCAGUCAGUGCAACACUCGGAGACUUUGGAGGCAUGGGAUACUACAUGCCCAAUGCAGUAAGAGAUAGCCUCAUUUCAAAAAAACAAGAAAUCGAAGCGCAUGAAGAGGAAAGAGCAGCCCUGAAGGAGCACGAGAACCUAUUCACAAGAGCAGCAAAGAAGAGUGGAGCAGCAGGGAUACUUGGCAGAGCAAUAAACAGCGCAGAGAACACGAUACACAAGGCACUUCUUAACGGAGAGAUAUCCACACGAGAGUUUUUAUCCGAGAAAAUAAAGCCAUUUAUGGCAUCGCAUGAAAAAAGCCAGGAAAAAGUCAGCCAGCUCAAGGGAGUGAGCAAAGAAGAGGGCGCAGAAAAGAGCAUGAUGCAGAGAAUGAAAAUGCUCCAAGAAAAAAAAGACAGCUCAUCUGAGAAGACACUUGGCGCUCUGGUGAUUGCACAGAAGCUCACCCCGUCAAAGCUAAGAGAUCUGGUGAGAGAGCAAGAAAAGAAGGCGGAAGAACAGAACGCGCUAAGACUUGAAGAAGAGACUAGAAUGAAGAUGGCACAGAUUAAUGAACAAAUGGCUCUCAAGAAAGAAGAGGUUGAAGCAGAAGCACAGGAGAAGGAAGAGAAGGCAGAAGAAGAGCUUGCAAGUGGCGCAGAGCACCUUCAGAAAAUAAAAGAAGAGAAAAAAGCAGGCAUGGAAAAGCUAAAAAAAGAAGAAGUAUCCAAACUAUCAGCUGAGCUAUCAGAAAAAACAAAAGAUAAGAUAUCCCUAAGUGAUUUAGUAAAAGAAACAGAGGACGAAUAA